GCGAUUCUCUACCCCGCCACCACGCACGCUGACUUUUUUUUAUCAUCCGCCCGAGAGCACGUAUCGAAGUUUUAAACGCGCAGCCCAAGCGCUACUCUCGUUCGACCUCUCUCGCCCUCCGCGAGUUAUAUAUCCGAUCUACGCGCACUAGUCCUCCCUACUCUCUUUUUCUCGCCGUGUAUUUUCCUCUCUCUUCUGUCUAUCCGUCUUGCUCUCGCGCUAUCCCUCCCCGUUAGCGUCUCGCUCCUUCUCGCUAGCUCUCUGGGCAGCGAUUUCAAGAAUGUGACAGUGCGCGUCCUCGCGGUCGCCUCGCGCGAAUAAGCCCGCAGGCCGGCGACGGCGAUGGGUGACGAGCGACAAGUGUUACGGUGAACAGUGCGAGAACAGUGAAGAAGUAGGGAGAGAAAGACGGACGAUGCAAGCGGAAAAUGUCACUCGGUGAUACGCGUAUACGGAUGACGGGGAGUGAUCGACGCGACAAUCUCGGAUUUGAGGUUAAAGUGUCGUCGUCGUCGUCGUCGUUGUUGUUGUUAUGUGGUGCCGGUGCGCCGGCAUUGGCCACGGCACGGGCAAAGGAGUAUCAAGAACGAAAACGGCAUUAUCGCAUCCUACAGGGCCUAGCUGCCCGAGAUUCCAGGGACAUUGAACAAGCGCCGUGGUGUUCCACCGCUGUCACGCUCGUCCGCUAAGAGGAACCAAGAGAGAAAGAGAGAGAGAGAGAAAGAUUCGCAACGAUACAAAACAAUUUUUCGUAAGGCGAUCGCGCCGAUGUACGUAUUAUAUACGCGCGCGUGUGUGUGUUGGUGCUUGUGUGCCGGGUCGCGAGGUUAAGGCACCACAUCGCUGUCGAUAUACAACGUCGAGGAAAGUCAAGAACCGGUGUCGUGUGUGCGCGCGCGACCGAUUCGUGCUGCUACAUCCAACGGAUAACAAGUGUAUCGUGAUACUAAUAGUGCGCGUCCGUAACCCCGCCGGCGACCGUUGCACCGUGCACGUCUACGGACAACCGAAGCUGACGUUGGCGAGACUGUCGAGCCACGCACCGACAGGCAGCAGCAGCGAAAAACCCUCGUGUGCCUUUUCGCUUCUGUAUUAUGCGCUACGUUCUUUCAUCCUCGAAGAAAUCGUCCAGCGCUUUUUGUCGCCUGCCCGACGGCCGAGACAGCAGAGACAGCGGAGGCAGCAGAAGCAGCGGUAACGGUAGCAGCGGAAGCAACAGUAGCAGCAGCGCGGCACUUUGGACAGCGACUUUACCAACGCGACACGUUUUGCCCUCGCGGUGUCAUUCACGACUAACGUUUCGACGCGCGAUUGAAGAGAGACGGAACGAAUAGAGGAAAAAGCGAUUUCGCGGCAAGUAUCGCGAGAAAUGAAGCGGCGCUUCAGCUGAUCGAGAGAGUUCGUCACGACGAAUCGGCGUAGUGUGUGCUCGCGCACGCUGUUCGCGUCACCGAUCAGCCGGCCAGUUCGCGUAUGCUGUGGCACAUAGGUAAACGAGAGAGUUCAAGGUCAGCAGACGGUAUUCGGACCUAACCUCGUUUACGCGUUGGAAAAAGUAAGCGGAGAGCAAGAGGGUGAAGGUACCCCCCGGUUAUUGCGCUCGGGUCCGCCCCGUCGCUUGCCACGCGCCAUCGCCGGUUCGAAAUAUUCUCGUUCUCGGGAAAGAAAGGGAAGAAGAGCGGACGGCGUAGAGGAUUCGCGAAAACGGCCGAGAGUGGCGCGCGUUUAUCGCCUGCGGACCGUGUUCGACGCGCUUUAGCGCGAAACCGAGCCCCACGCACACGCGCGCGUGCACGCACACCGUCGUUCUUCUCUGCCACGGGGGACUGUUACACUAUUUCGGGACCGUGAUCCAAAGUGCACGAGAUACGCGGAGAGCAUAAAUAAAUAUACACGCGUGUGCUGGCCCCGUCGCGAGUCGCUGGGGACCGUCAUUCGUCUGUGAUUCCUUCGCUCGUAUGUGUGUCGGAGCAGCGGCGGUGUUUGUUUUUUUUCACCACAGUGUAUAACCGCCGGUGUAUAUACCUCUGCUGUUGGCUUUUUUCGCCGUAGUCGCGAGAUCGGCGAAAGAGCGGCGAAAGAGCGGCGAAAGAGGAACGAAAGAGGAGCGAAAGAGGAGCGGCAACGGGGAAGCUCGGUAACGCGCGAAAGGGAGAAAAACGAGGCGUCGGUAGAGGAAACUGUGGAGCCGCGGCAGCGAGAGGGGGCGGCGGCGGGAGGAGGGGGAGGAGGAAAGUGGCGUGCAGUGCGCGGUGGUGCGACGGUGUCGCGUCGGGCACCGAUUCCAAAUAAUUCUCAUUUUCCGCGCGGCUACGUUCAAAAGUACUGGCCCCCAAAUGCGCGUACCGCAAAUCCUGUUUCAUGUUCAUGUUCUGGAGCAAACGGACGGCGCUCACUAGACGUCUCCUAAAGGCCAAGGUCUGUGGAGAGCAUGAAACCGAGUGUGAAGCUCAAGAGGAUUCGUCACGUAUUCAUCGCGCAAACAACACGAGCGGCACCGACAACGACACGAGCAACGUGACGGCAACGACGGGCCAAACAACCAGAGGAGCGCGUGAAGCGUCGUCAGGAGGUGCAGUCGGCGGCGGCGGCGACGGCGGCGUCGGCGGCGGCGUCGUCGGAGGUGGCGCUGCGGGAGGCGGCGGAGGUGGUGGAGGAGGAGGAGGAGGAGGUGGAGGUGGCGCUGGGGUAGGAGGUGGCGGUGGAGGGGGUAGCGGCGGCUCUGGAGGUGGAGGGGGUGGAGGAGGUAGCCGUAUCUCGUCGAGUAGACUACACCAAGGUUGCUGCGGCGGUGAUCAGAGCCAGGACGAUGACGAGGAUCCCGUUCGUUUAUCGAUGUGCAAGGAGCUGUUGAAAUCGCUCAAGGAAAAUCAACUAGAGAUGUUACUCACCGCCGUGGAGAGCUUUGGUGCCGAUCUCGGCUCGUGCGUCCUCGUGCCUCGUCAGCACGCCGAGGACAGCUACGACACCGAGCAACAACAGCAACAAACUUAUCGUCAUCAUCGUUACCAUCAUUAUCACCACUACUAUCAUCACUCGCACCAUCACCAUUACUAUCAUCGGCAUCAUCGUAGACACCAUCGUUCUUCGUCGUUGGAGAACGACGACGAUCAAAACUCUGGAUCGGAAGACUCGUGCGCGUCGCCGAUUCGACCGGAUCGAUGCAGAGUACCUGCACGCGGCUCGCCCGACAACGCGCCGAUCGAUCCACACCUGCUCUGCUGCCAGAUCUGGCGGUGGCCGGAUCUCGCUCACUCGUCGGAGCUCAAGAGACUUCCUGUCUGUCAUUCCGCUAAAGACCCUGUAUACAUAUGCUGCAACCCUUACCACUGGAGUCGGCUCUGCAAACCCGAGUCGCCGCCACCCCCAUACUGCCUUAUCGCCGACAGACUGAGACCCGAAGAUCGCGCGCCCAGCGAAGGGGAUCAACGUCGGUGCAAAAACAGCACACCCCUGCCACUUCCCGGCUCCCUUACCACCAACGGAGAAGGUAACUAUGUCCUCAAGGUGAUUUUAUUAGUGAAAGUAAAACCAAGUAAUAAAUUACAGGUUAAUAUAGGAUAA
Molecule: messenger RNA, 3564 nt
Organism: Eufriesea mexicana
Lineage: Eukaryota; Metazoa; Arthropoda; Insecta; Hymenoptera; Apidae
Gene: Dad
Product: Daughters against dpp
Exons: 5
Coding region: 2362-3564 (400 amino acids)
Biological process (GO): SMAD protein signal transduction; regulation of transcription by RNA polymerase II; cell differentiation
Cellular component (GO): heteromeric SMAD protein complex
Molecular function (GO): I-SMAD binding; transcription regulator inhibitor activity
Source: RefSeq, a predicted model, not a curated record